AUGUCUGCUUCUAGUUGUUCUUCGCUCCACAUGCCUCAAAAUCAAAAUUUGAACUUGCGAGACAGGGAACUGCGUUCUAUAGCACAGCAGACUGAUAUAAGUUGUCGUUAUUCUUCGGGGAUUGGAUCACCAAUAAACCUGACCGAGAGUGAAGAACAACGUCUAUUGCGAGCACGUAUUGCUGAUUCUUUAAUUGUUUCAUCUCCUGCGUCUUCCUUGCUUCAUCCAACCCGACGUUCUAUGUCAAUUCUAGGUUCUGUUUGCGCUUUGUUGCUAAAGAAGCAGGGACCCGGUGAAAAGGAAACAUCGAAUUUAACGGGUAGCCAUCACUCGGACAAUAUUUGCCGUAUUUGCUUUGGCGGGGAGUCGGCCGAGCGGUUAGUGCGGCCGUGCUCCUGCCGCGGCACCAUCGCUGCGGUGCACCGCACGUGUCUCGAGCGCUGGUUGUUACAAGCUGCAACUUCAUAUUGCGAGCUCUGCAGACAUCACUACGUCGUUACCAGAAGUCACAAAUGGUCGUGGGCGCGGUCGCUGGUGGAGUGGGCGCGGUCAGGGCGGGGGCGCGCGCUGGCGGCCGACGCGUGGCGCGGCGCGGCGCUGGGCGCGGCCUCCGUGCUGGGCACGGCGCGCGCGCUGCACGCCUGCGAUGCCGCGCUGCAGGCGGGCGCGCGCCGCGGCGGCGGCGUAGCGCUCGCGGCCAACCUAUUCUCGUCGCUGCUUAUUGGGAUAAUAGGCGCACUGAAUGGCCUGUUGACGACGUGGAUGCUGCUUAAGAUCCAGGAGCACCAGAUGUCGUGGCGCGCAUGGCGCGACAGCACGCUGCACGUGCGCGUGGCGCUGGGUGACGCCACGCCAUCGCUACGCUCCCUGCCCUCGCUGCGCUCCCUGCCCUCGCUGGCUACGGUGGUGGGCGAGCCGCGCACCAGCGACCGCGCCACCAAUAUCGCCGACCCUUUCAUGGUCGCUUUACCCUAUACCCUACCAGAUCCU
This is a messenger RNA of Brenthis ino (lesser marbled fritillary), 990 nucleotides long. Lineage: Eukaryota; Metazoa; Arthropoda; Insecta; Lepidoptera; Nymphalidae. The record is from the annotation of a GenBank genome assembly.